Thyridium curvatum is the source of this 1365-nucleotide messenger RNA. RefSeq lists its product as uncharacterized. NCBI's taxonomy places the organism in Eukaryota, Fungi, Ascomycota, Sordariomycetes, Thyridiales, Thyridiaceae. Bases 1 to 1365 code for a protein of 454 amino acids. Gene Ontology annotation, biological process: cellular response to ionizing radiation; DNA repair; DNA replication checkpoint signaling. The transcript has 7 exons. Gene Ontology annotation, cellular component: checkpoint clamp complex. The record is from RefSeq and is a predicted model, not a curated record.
AUGGCCGUUGUGAACUUCACUCUGAGCGAGGAAGGGGUAGUGGCACUGCAGAAUGUCCUUGCCUGCAUGCUCAAAUUCAGCGACGACGUCUGCCUUGAGGCGAAGAAGGACAAGUUGAUGUUCACGGCUCUCAACUCAUCUAAAUCUGCCUACGUCUCCUUCACCUUCGCAGCCAGCCGUUUCUUUUCCAAGUACAAUUUUGAAGGCAACGCUCAAUACCGCGAGAGGUUCUUCUGUAGUAUAUACAUCCGGGCACUGCUCUCGGUCUUCCGGAGCCGGAUAGGUGGUGACCCGUCUCGGGAGCGCGAGAAAGAGACCACCAUUGAGAGAUGCGAGGUCACAAUCGAUGACGGACCGGGUCGAAAGAGCCGACUGGUCGCCAAAAUUAUUUGCAGAAAUGGCAUCACUGCCACUCACGGGCUACCUUUUGAGGUGAAAGCGCCCACCAGGGCCAAGUUCGACCCUAACGAGGCUGUGAACCAUUGGGCAAUCUCGUCGCGAACCCUUCGACAGCUCAUGGAGCACUUCGGACCCAAGAUCGAGCUGCUAGACAUCAACACCGAUGGCGAGGGCGUUGUCAACUUUGCCUGCUUUACCGAGAAGCAGUAUGUCAAGACUGAAGGCGAGUCAAUUGAUCACUUCCUAAAUAAGCCCCUGCACACGUCCAUUGCGGUGGAGAUGGACGAAUUCGAUGAUAUCGAGGUCGAGGACAAACUCCAUAUCAUCAUUAGUGUCAAGGACUUCAGGGCAAUCCUGCACCACGCGGGUCUAACUAGUGGUGAACUAUCUGCAUCCUACUCAGUUCCUGGCCGGCCUUUCAAGCUCUCUUACUCAGGCGACGGCAUACUCUGUGAGUUCAUUCUCAUGACAGUAGGCGAGCGAGGCAAUCCGGGCCAACGGACAAAACGAAGCCGAACAAAAUCAGCAAGGUCAAUGCUCGAAGCUGCGUCCACACGUAGUGCCUCUGUUGUCAACGAGGCUACCCCCGCGCCUCCAGCAGCGGUCGUCCCGACCCAGCCUCCAGCAGAUGUCGCUGCGAGACCUAUUCCACCUCGGAACUCCCAAUUCGACAUGCGUCCUCCACCACUGCCGCCUGUGUCCACGCUCAGAUCCGAGUCCAUGUUCAUGCCCCAAGAUGACGACCAGCAGUGGGAACCUGUGAACCCAGACGACGAAGAGGAAGAAGAAGUCGCCCGGCUUGAAUGGGACACAAGCAAUGAACCGGAUCCAUCUGCUAUGCGACUGAGCAGCCACUUCAACACACAAAAUGCUCAACAGACCGAGCCACCGCCGUCUUUGCCCGCAGGGUUGGAGCCGACUCAGCGACUCUCAGAGGUCCGAAAGUACGGCCUAUUCUCAGGAUGA